Molecule: messenger RNA, 1392 nt
Organism: Mesorhabditis spiculigera
Lineage: Eukaryota; Metazoa; Nematoda; Chromadorea; Rhabditida; Rhabditidae
Source: the annotation of a GenBank genome assembly
AUGCCGGGGGUAGAACUUUUACGAUAUGAAGAACCCGUCUUCUAUGAGGCCACAUUCCGCGUCGCCUCAAUCCUCGGCCUUUUUAUCAAUAUCGGCACGGCGGUGGUGAUCGCCGUUGCAUCACCCCCUAGUAUGCGUUCAUAUAGCUACCGUUUUUUGUGGUAUCAGCUGCGGUCCACCCUACUCGAGGUGGCGAUACACGUCGUCGAGCCGCAGGUCUUCUUCCCGGCCCCUAUAAUUCGCAUGACGGGCAAAAAGAUUUUGCGCCUGUUCCCCGAAUACGCGUCGCUGAGUGACCUUUCUGGGGUCUUUUACUGCGAUCCACUGCAGCCGAUGCCCUGGAUCGGGGUCGCGCCCAUUUAUUAUAUUUGUUUCAUCGCCUUCCAUAUAACGGCCGCGUUCCUUUCGGUGACCUCAUUCCUAAUGUUCCACAGCUUCCAUAUAUUGAACCGGACGACGACGAUCAGCGAAAAGACGCGAAGAAUGCAAAAGAAGCUGAUGGUCUACCUUGCAUUGCAAAUAGGCGUCCCUCUAGCGACGCUGGUGACGCCGUGGUGUUUCUUCUCGUACGCUGUGGUAACGCGCACGAUCGUGAACCCUGCCAUCCACAACUUUUUCUUCAUGGUGGAUGGCCUUCAUGGGACCAUGUCGUCGAUUGCCGUCAUUACCCUAACCGAACCGUAUCGCAAGUAUGUGUUCGACAAAUCUGCCGCAACGCUCCUUACCACAUUCCCCGAGUACCAGUGCCUGCGUGCCGAAGCCGAUGUUUUCUACUGUGACGCGCUUCGAGCCAUGCCGUCCGUCGGCAUCGCGCCCAUUUACAUGAUUUGUAUCAUGAUCGUUCAGCUGUCGUUGCAUUGUGUCAUUCUGUGUCUGUUUUUUGUCUGCCACAGCUUCUACCUCCUGAACCGCGCGACGGCGAUCAGCGAGAGGACGCGGCGCAUGCAGAAGAAAAUUAUCCGCUAUCUGGGGAUUCAGGUCGCCGUGCCGCUUUGCACUCUCGUCAUCCCCUGGUGUUUUUAUGCGCUCAUUGUGGUGCAGCGGACGAUUGUUAGUCCUAGCACGAACAAUUUCUUUCUGAUCGUCGAUGGCGUGCACGCCACAAUGUCCUCGAUUGCGAUCAUUGCCCUGACCGAGCCAUACCGCAAAUAUUUCAUCCGAAAAUUCAGGUUAAGUCAGAUUGCGGUGAUCCAAAUUGCGCUACCGUUCGUGACCCUCAUCGUGCCGUGGGGUAGCUACCUCCUUUCUGUAGUAGUGCGAUGGGUUGUCCCUCCAGACUGGAACAACGCCCUAAUGCUACUUAAUAGUAUCCACGCGUCGGCCUCCUCCAGCGCAAUCCUCUACCUCACCGAGCCGUAUCGCAAGUAUUUGCUUGAGAAAAUUGGGAUCAAG